AUGAAGCUUACACGACCAACGCAAUUCCCUAUCGAAGCGGAUGGAGUUCCUCAAAAGCUCGUUGAUCCUUUCGACUUUGGUGGUGGUCACAUCAAUCCUAACAGAGCUUUGGAUCCCAGACUAAUUUACGACGUUGAUCCAAAUGAUUACUUCAAGUUCUUUAACUGCACUAAUGAUGCAUCAAAUUGUGACUUGGUGAAUGCUCAUUUGUAUCACUUGAAUCUGCCCUCCGUAUCCAUUUCUGAUCUCAAAUCAUCUGUCACAAUAAAGAGAAUUGUCACGAACGUAGGUGACACAAAUACAAUAUACAGAGCAAGAGUAGAAUCACCUCCGGGUGCUAAGAUUAUUGUGGAGCCUUCAGUCUUCAAGUUCAAUGCUUUCAACAAGGUACAUACUUUUGCUCUAACAUUCACCUCACUGCAUGCGGUGCAAGGAGACUUCAACUUCGGAAGUUUGACAUGGAGUGAUGGUGGAAAGCACUUGGUGCGAAUUCCUUUAGCUAUUCGGGUUACUAUACAAGAUUACUUCUCGGACACCUCCUACGUAGUGAAUUGUGUGUGA
This is a messenger RNA of Zingiber officinale, 561 nucleotides long. RefSeq names its product subtilisin-like protease SBT3.11. Gene Ontology annotation, biological process: proteolysis. The transcript has a single exon. Gene Ontology annotation, molecular function: serine-type endopeptidase activity. Lineage: Eukaryota; Viridiplantae; Streptophyta; Magnoliopsida; Zingiberales; Zingiberaceae. The record is from RefSeq and is a predicted model, not a curated record. The coding region runs from base 1 to 561 and encodes 186 amino acids.